This is a messenger RNA of Naegleria gruberi, 1087 nucleotides long. RefSeq lists its product as uncharacterized. The coding region runs from base 1 to 987 and encodes 328 amino acids. The record is from RefSeq and is a predicted model, not a curated record. The transcript has a single exon. Lineage: Eukaryota; Heterolobosea; Eutetramitea; Acrasida; Naegleriidae.
AUGACAACACGUCCAUUGAGAGAUUUAUGUAAAGGUAAAUUUGGAUUACAAGUAUUAGAUUCAAAACCAAUUCAAAUAACAAAUAAGAGAGAUACAUCAAUUAUUGAAUUAUUAAAUGAAGUAUUAAAUUUAAUUAAUGGAAUUAAUGAAAAAUGUUUAGCUAAAGAUGUAAAUCAAAUGACAGUUAAAGAUUAUAUUAAAAUAUUAUGUUUAGGUAGAAAAGUUGGAAAUGUUUUAAUUUAUAAAAUUGCAAAUAUUUUAACUAGAAUUGGUAAACAAUUAAGUGAAAGAAAAAUAGUUGAUUAUAAAAAGACAUUAUUUCUAUUUUUAUCAUUACCUAUUAAAGAUAAAAUAGAAAGAGAUAGAUGUUUAAAUGAAUUAAUUUUAUUUUUAAAAAUGUUAAGAACUGAAUUAGAUGUACAAGAUGAAUUAACUUCCAUUUAUAGUGGUACAUUAACUUAUGAUACUUGUACUGAAAGAAUGUUAAAAAAUAGACAUGAUUUUGUUAUUUAUACUUUAUUAGGUAUUUUUACUAUGAAUAAUACUGAUAUUUUAUCAAAUGAUAUUAUUAAAAAUGAAAAUGAUAGAAAAGCAUUAAAAGAACUUUCAUUUUCUAUUUUUAAUAUUAAUAAUAAUAAUAAUAAUGGAAAUAAUUCUAAAAAUACUUCAUUUAAGAAGCAACAACAACAAUUAAAGAAACAACAACAACAACAUACAACACUAAUUGAUGAACAAUUAAUGGAUAUGGUUGAAAGUGAUGAUGAUGAACAAUCAGAAGAUAACAUGUUAAGUAUUAAUAAUAGUACUACUAUUAAUGGUAUUAAUAAUACUAUUGGAGGUAAUAGUUUAACAUCAUCCAAUAAUAAUAAUUUAACAUUGGAUAAAAAGACAAAUAUUAAUUUACAUCAUUUUCCUGAGGGAUUAAAUUAUUUUGAAGAAAUUGCAUUACAACUCAAGAGAUGUAUUUAUGGAAGUAAUAAGCAAUAAUUGAUUGAUAAUUGAUAAUUGUUAUUUGAUAUUUGAUAAUAAUUUUGAAUUAAUUGAUAUUUGAAAUAUAUUUUGUAACAGUGUAAAUAAAAACAAUUUU